CUCUCCCAGGACUGUUCUGACUCUGCUUUCUGUCGCUGACUAGCAGCAGUGAUCAGUGCUGAAAGAGAAGCGCAAGAGUACUUGUCUGAUCUCUCUACUGGCUCUUCUGUCAUCUUUUAAGAAAAGAACAAUAAUAAUCUAACUCUUGCCAUGAGUGUUGGCUGGCUCUAUUUGGUGACCUUUUGUCUCACUUGCACCUGCUGUCGUGCAGAGAAAGGAUUAGAAAUCCCAAGGUACGAUGGGAAGGACAGAGUUAUCGAUAUCGACAUGAAAAACUACCAGAAGGUUAUGAAAAAGUUUGAUGUAUUAUGCCUCUUGUAUCAUGAGGCCAUCCCUGCUGGAGACAAAGUUGCUCAGAAACGGUUUGACCUGGUGGAACUCGUAUUAGAGAUGGCAGCUCAAGUCUUGCAGGAAAAAGACGUUGGAUUUGGUCUCGUAGAUGAGAAGAAAGAUGCAAAAUUAGCCAAGAAAUUGGGUCUGAUAGAAACUGGGAGUUUGUACAUCUUUAAGGAGGAUAAUCUUAUUGAGUACGAUGGAGAGCUCUCUGCUGAUGUGCUGGUGGAAUUUCUUCUGGACCUGGCAGAAGAACCAGUGGAGAUCAUUGAAGUGGACGUAGAGAUUCAGAGUUUUCUUAGGAUUGAAGAUGAGAUCAAACUGAUCGGAUAUUUUAAAAGCGAAGAUUCUGAACAUUACAAAGCAUUUGAGGGAGCAGCUGAGCACUUUCACCCUUACAUUCAUUUUUUUGCUACGUUUGAUAAAGGGGUCGCGAAGAAGCUUUCCAUGAAGAUGAAUGAGGUGGAUUUUUAUGAACCUUUCAUGGAUGAACCGAUCACCAUUCCUGACAAGCCACACUCAGAGGAAGAAAUCGUAGAGUUCAUUCAGGAGCAAAAGAGGUCAACUCUCAGAAAACUGCGUCCAGAGAACAUGUUUGAGACGUGGGAAGAUGAUAUGGAUGGGAUCCACAUAGUGGCUUUUGCUGAAGAAGAAGAUCCCGAUGGUUAUGAAUUUUUAGCGAUUUUAAAAGAAGUAGCAAAAGAUAACACCGACAAUCCAGAACUCAGCAUUAUAUGGAUCGACCCCGAUGACUUCCCCCUGUUGUUUACAUACUGGGAAAAAGUGUUCAAGAUUGACCUUCACAAACCUCAGAUUGGAGUCGUGAAUGUCACUGAUGCUGACAGUGUCUGGAUGGAUAUUAAAGAUGAAGAUGAAUUGCCAUCGGUUGAUGAGCUGGAAGAUUGGAUCCAUGACGUGCUCUCAGGAAAGGUUAAUACAGAAGAUGAUGACGACGGUGAUGAUGACGAUGAUGAUGACGACGAUGAUGAUGAAGAUGACGAUGAUGCUGAUGACGACGAUGAUGAUGAUGACGACGACGAUGAUGACGAUGAUGACGACGACGAUUAACUACUUAGUAUAGCAAUUCGCUGUCUGCAAUGUGAAUAAAUGAUUGUAUCAUUCUCAACAUAUUUAAGUGGCUCGUAAUUCUCAUGAUGCAUAACUGGAGGUCACGGAAUUAAAGUCAAAUCUCAGUCACUCAGAAUAAAAAGUAACGGAUUUAAAAACUC
Molecule: messenger RNA, 1562 nt
Organism: Callorhinchus milii (elephant shark)
Lineage: Eukaryota; Metazoa; Chordata; Chondrichthyes; Chimaeriformes; Callorhinchidae
Gene: casq2
Product: calsequestrin 2
Exons: 11
Coding region: 151-1401 (416 amino acids)
Biological process (GO): regulation of cardiac muscle contraction by regulation of the release of sequestered calcium ion
Cellular component (GO): sarcoplasmic reticulum lumen
Molecular function (GO): calcium ion binding
Source: RefSeq, a predicted model, not a curated record